AUGACUACUCGUUACCGUGUCGAAUGCCUCCUCGCAGUUCCUUUCGUUCUUUACUCUCAACCCACCGGUGUCUUUGGAGAUGGUCCUAGCGUUGCUCAGAUGGCCGACGAGUCUCACCGCCGUUAUGCAGAGAUUAUGCGUGAUGUCGAGCUCAUGAUUGAUGACCAUAUCGCCCGCCAGCAGGGCAACAACCUGCUCCCGUCCAAAUUACGGAUGCUGGUGCCCACAGCCGGCCCCUUCUUUACCCGUCUCCCGCUUGAGGCAGCCUUCAAGUACCAGGAUAGGAAGCGGUACAUCUCGUCAAGGAGAUUUGUCGCCCCUUCAUUCAACGAUGUCCGCCAAAUCCUAAACUCGGCCCAGGUCAUGGCUGUGACCAACGGCGCCCUCCAACUUGCCACGUUUGAUGGUGACGUUACUCUGUACGACGAUGGGUGCAGUCUCGAGCCGUCCAGCCCCGUAAUUCCCCGUCUCCUCGACCUCCUCCGCAAGAAUAUCAAGAUUGGCAUCGUCACAGCUGCCGGGUACACUUCCGCUGACCGCUAUUACGAGCGCCUCCACGGUCUACUUGACGCCAUUGCGGAGUCAACUGACUUGGAUCCGAUCCAAAAACAGAACAUUAUCAUCAUGGGAGGCGAGGCAAACUAUCUGUUUGAGUACUCUCCCUCGUCUCCUUACCGGCUUGCUCCCGUUCCUCGGGAGGAAUGGCUGACUCCCGAGAUGGCCUCCUGGUCGGAUGCGGAUAUUACGACCCUGUUGGAUGUCGCAGAGUCUGCCCUUCGUGACUGUGUCAAGACUAUGAACUUGCCAGCCCUGAUUAUGCGCAAGGAUCGGGCUGUCGGCAUCAUCCCCAAGACACCCGAAAGCCGCAUCGCCCGUGAGAGUCUCGAAGAGACUGUGCUUGUUGUCCAACGGAUUCUCGAGCUCAGCAGCCUCGGAUCCACCGAUGAACAUCCAGCCAAGCCGCGUCCUUCCUCUUCGCCACCCCUGCCGCCCUCGGUCGUGAGUCAAUCUCGGCGAGUGCCGUUCUGCGCCUUCAACGGCGGACGGGAUGUGUUUGUCGACAUUGGCGACAAGAGCUGGGGCGUCACAGUGUGCCAACAGUGGUUCGGAAGCAGGGAGAGCGGAGGAGUCAUCCGCGGCGAGAAUACGCUGCACGUAGGCGAUCAAUUCUUGAGCGCUGGCUCCAAUGACUUCAAGGCUCGGAGCGUUGGUACGACGGCCUGGAUUGCGAGUCCGGCUGAGACGGUGGAGCUAUUGGAUGAGCUUGCUGAUCUGAUGCAGAAGAAGCUAUCUUGA
This is a messenger RNA of Fusarium vanettenii 77-13-4, 1296 nucleotides long. RefSeq lists its product as uncharacterized. The record is from RefSeq and is a predicted model, not a curated record. NCBI's taxonomy places the organism in Eukaryota, Fungi, Ascomycota, Sordariomycetes, Hypocreales, Nectriaceae. The coding region runs from base 1 to 1296 and encodes 431 amino acids. Gene Ontology annotation, biological process: nicotinamide riboside biosynthetic process; nucleotide metabolic process; inosine salvage. The transcript has 4 exons. Gene Ontology annotation, molecular function: magnesium ion binding.